Messenger RNA from Hippoglossus stenolepis (Pacific halibut), 4828 nucleotides. Its product is annotated as ATPase family AAA domain-containing protein 2. The record is from RefSeq and is a predicted model, not a curated record. NCBI's taxonomy places the organism in Eukaryota, Metazoa, Chordata, Actinopteri, Pleuronectiformes, Pleuronectidae. The coding region runs from base 214 to 4653 and encodes 1479 amino acids. Gene Ontology annotation, biological process: positive regulation of transcription by RNA polymerase II. The transcript is spliced from 30 exons. Gene Ontology annotation, cellular component: nucleus. Gene Ontology annotation, molecular function: histone binding; chromatin binding; ATP hydrolysis activity.
UAACUUCCGAUGACGUUUGUGGCGCCAGAAAUCAAGGGUUUAGUGAGGAUCCAAUGUGUGUGUGUGUGUAUGUGCGCGCACAUGUUUGUGUGUGUGUGUCAGCUGGCGGUCACUGUGCUAUGUGGAAGGUCCAGUAAGCGCCGCACAUUAUCAGGCUGAGCAGCGGCGGACUAUCCGUGGUUUGUGCUGGUAUAUGAUCGGGUUGUGGGCAAGAUGGUGAUACUACGCAGCAGCAGCGGGGGCGUCGGGGCUGAGCCGGCGACAACUCCGAAGAGGAGGUCGAUGGAGUUGGAUACAAGCGGCGACUUUCUGUCGCUGAUUCCCGCGUCGCACAAAAAGUCCGCCCGGGUGACCCGCUCCUCCCGGGCUCUGGAUGGAGGCUUCACCGGCCACGACGACAGCACUGUGAAUGGACACACUGAUAUGAGGCAGGAUGAGGGAAGUGGUGUCCAUCUCUCUCCAAGGACCAGAGGACAGAGAAUGAAGCAAGAGGUCUCCUAUGCUGACAUGGAGCCAAAGACCAGCUCUCCUGUGACUGAAGAAAAGGAUAGCACCAGAAAAUCUUCCAGGCUUCAGAGAGAAGGAAACGCAUCCAGCGGAAAGCAGCAAGCAGAUGUUCCAGAUGAGGUAGAAGGGUCGUCCACUCCCAAGAGGAGCCGCUUUAACCUACAAAGCAGAGAAGUGGAGGAGGAAGAGGAGGAGGAUCGCUCAGUGCGACGUAGCUCCCGAAUUACCAGAUACAAACUGGAUUCCCGCAACCAGUCAGUGCUCUACGAUCGGCUCAUCACCAACACUGCUGAAGCUGUCCUCCAGAAGAUGGACGACAUGAAGAAGAUGAGACGGAGACUGAAGAGCAGAGAUAGAGACACUAAAGAUGAGCUUGGCGUUUACACUCGGGGCCAGAUGCGAAGGUCUCUAAGGACGAAUGUGGAGAGCAAAGACCCUGAGGAGGAGAACCAAGGAGGGGACAAGGAGGAUCAUGAUAAAGAGGGGGAGCAAGAUAGAGAAGUUGAUGAUGAGGAGGAAGAAGAUGAUGACGAAGAUGGCGAGGAUGAGGAAGAAGAUAACCAGAGGCGCUACGACUUCAGACAGCGAAAGACUGUGGUUCGCUAUCAGGCCCCACAGGAUGAACCCAGAGAGCCCAGGAAGCGCAGCUUGUACUACAAAGACCACUCGUCCCCUACCAGAUGCAGGUUCAGAUUCUCUUCCACGGCCCCCAGGAGCCCCUACAACAGAAGAAGAACCAGCCGGAGUAGUUCUGAGAGAAGGAGACAUGCCAUCCACAGUAGCGACUCUACGUCCUCAUCUUCAGAUGAUGAGAAAUUCCAGAGACGAAGGAGUAAGAACAGGAGCCGGCCAGUCAACAGAUGUUUACCAAUGAACCUUGUGAAGGAAGACCUGCUGGGAAUCCAGAAGGACAGGAUGAAGAUUGGAGCCAGCCUUGCUGAUGUGGACCCCAUGUGCAUAGACAGGACGGUGGGCUUUGGCAGCAUUGGGGGCUUGAGUAGACACAUCUCGUCACUGAAGGAGAUGGUGGUCUUCCCUCUCCUCUACCCAGAAGUCUUUGAGAGGUUCAAGAUACAGCCACCCAGGGGCUGUCUAUUUUAUGGUCCCCCCGGCACAGGGAAAACCCUUGUAGCCAGAGCGCUGGCCAACGAGUGCAGUCAGGGGGAAAGAAAGGUGUCAUUCUUCAUGAGAAAAGGAGCUGACUGCCUCAGUAAGUGGGUGGGAGAAUCUGAGAGACAGCUACGCCUGCUGUUUGACCAGGCAUACCAAAUGCGUCCCGCCAUCAUCUUUUUCGAUGAGAUUGAUGGUUUGGCUCCAGUCAGGUCCAGCCGUCAGGAUCAGAUCCACAGCUCCAUCGUGUCGACCCUCCUGGCUCUUAUGGAUGGAUUAGAUGCUAGAGGAGAGAUUGUUGUGAUAGGAGCCACAAACAGACUGGACUCCAUCGACCCAGCUCUGAGAAGACCAGGACGCUUUGACAGAGAGUUCCUCUUCGGCCUGCCUGACAGAGAGGCUAGAAAGGACAUUCUGAAGAUCCACACCAGACAGUGGACCCCUCCGCCCUCUGACACUUUUCUGGAGGAAUUGGCUGAUAAAUGUGUUGGUUAUUGUGGAGCAGACAUUAAGGCAGUGUGUUCAGAGGCUGCCCUUUGUGCGCUGCGGCGUUGCUACCCACAAAUCUACUCCUCGUCACAGAAACUUGUUCUUGAUGUCAACUCCAUUGCCAUCACAAACAAAGACUUUAUGUCCGCCAUGUCUAAGAUGGUGCCAGCUGCCCAGAGGGCGGUGGUAUCACCAGCCAAAUCCCUGAUUCCUGCCAUCCUUCCUCUGCUGAAGGCCCCCCUGCAGAACAUUCUCCACAUGGUCAGCAGAGUGUUCCCGCAUGCUGAGAAGGGCUUAAAGAGGAAGAGAGGACAAGAUGUGGCCUGUGGUGUGUCUGAGGAUGACCUGAUGUUCAGUGAGGAUGAGGAGGUCUGCUUCACCUCGCACACUCCACGCAAAACGCCUGCUGUGAAGGGACUCCUCAACCUCAACAGGAGUGUGCUCAGCCAGCCGACAUCCUACCGUCCCAGGCUGCUGUUGGAGGGCAGACCAGGCUCAGGUCAGAGCUCCCACCUGGGUCCUGCUGUCCUGCAUGCUCUGGAGAAAUUCACAGUGUACACCCUGGACAUAGCCGUGCUGUUUGGAGCCAGUGCAACAGCACCAGAAGAGACCUGUGCUCAGAUUUUUGUUGAAGCCAAGAGGACCUCUCCCAGUAUCCUGUACAUCCCUCAUAUCGGACAGUGGUGGGAAACAGUGGGUCCUGCCUUAAAAGCCACAUUCCUCAGCCUGCUUAGCUCGAUACCUGCUUUCUCUCCUAUACUGCUGAUGGCCACCUGCAACCUGCGAUACGACCAACUCAGUAUGGAGGUACAGGAGUUGUUUCGGGUGGAGUACGGAGAGGUUUUCCAAGUCCAGGUCCCCACCAGCAGAGAAAGAAGAAACUUCUUUGAGGACCUGAUCCUAAACCAGGCUGCCAAGGCCCCUGCCUCAAAAAAGAAGGCUGUGCUCCGUGCUUUGGAGGUGCUCCCUGUUGCCCCUCCUCCUCCUCCACGUCAGCUAACGGAAGAGGAGACCCAAAAAUUGGAGGAACAAGAGGAAGACACCCUCAGGGAGCUCCGCCUCUUCCUCCGUGAUGUCACCAACCGACUGUCCCAGGAUAAACGUUUUAAGGCUUUUACAAAGCCUGUUGAUUUAGAGGAGGUUCCAGAUUACGCCGAGGUGAUCAAGGAGCCUAUGGACCUUUCAACAGUUCUCUCUAAGAUCGAUCUCCAUCGGUAUGGGGCAGUGAAGGAGUUCCUGCAAGAUGUGGAUCUUAUCUGGCAGAAUGCACUCGAAUACAACCCUGACAGGGACCCCUCAGACCGUCAGAUCCGCCACAGAGCGUGUGCCCUGAAGGAUACUAUCCAUGCCAUCAUUAGAGAUGAACUGGAUGAAGAUUUUGAGAAGAUUUGUGAGGAAAUCAAAGCAUCACGCAGCACAAGAGGUAGCCCGACUACCACCCGGUUUGCUCCCUCCUUUUACCACGUCCUUCCCAAACAGCCCAAGUCUCCUGCUGAGGACAAGAUCACAGACACGACCCCACAAAGAGAUCCGGCUGGAGCCACAGCUGCUGUUACCCCCUAUACAACUUCCUCUGCUUUCACAACUCCUAAAAACACAGCCCAGAGGAAGAAAAGAAGAAAGAGUCGCUGGUCCGCUGGCGUAUAUGUAAAGAGGAAGUCUUUUUCCUCUCCUCACCUGUCCAGAGAUGACAUAAAGUUAGGGUCUGAUGAGGAUGAGGUGGAUGGAGACGAUGAGGAGGAGGCUGAGAAGGAAGGUAGCCCAGAGCCUAUGAUGGAACAGGAAAGCCAGGAGAAGGAGGAAAAAGAGGGGAGGAGUGGACCUGCUGAAGAUGGGGUUAUCCUGUCUGAAAAUGAAAAUGACCACUACAAGCGGGAUGAAAAAGAAGAGGUGGACAAAGCUGUAACAGAUGAAUUAGAAGAAAAUGACAAAGCAUUGACAGAGGGAGGGGAUGCGAACAGCAAAACCCUUUCAGCAAACACUAAGAAUGUCCUUCUCACUGAGACAGAGAGAGGAGAUCAUCACAAACAGUCCAUCACAGCAGAGAGAGGUGAAACUCAAGACCAAAAGCUAAAGGAAACUGAGACUGAGAAAUGUCAAACCAUACAAAAGGGGGAUGAGAGUAAUAAGGUAGCGACUGCAGAGGAGAUUGCACUGAACAGUCAUGCUGAGCCAAUGGGGGUGGAAGCAACGGAAACCUCAACCACAGAUGCCUCUGCAGCUGUCAGAGGAGAGGAGGACACGCACACAGAGCGGAGCGUGAGGCGAAGGACUCGGUCUGUAAAAAGCUCUGUGCUGCAGCAGCAGAUGAUCGACGUGGACAAAGCUCUGCAGAUCCUGGACAAGGAAGUUCCACUACUUGUGGUGGACAGAGACAAAUUAAAGGAGCUGUUGGAGAGAGUAGUGACCAAGACUGACAGCUUUGAGGUUUACAAGCUGGAGAAACUCUACGCUCUGCUCUGCCAGAGCAUUUACAGACACAGACGAGACUUCAACAAAACAGCACUAAUACAGGAGAUGGACCAGGAGAUAGAAGAUUUCCAUUAACUUUUCAACAGGAACCGCGUGACCAUUUUUAUGUGUUAUGCUCAUCAUCCUUAUCAAAUGUGUAAAUAUACAAACAUUAGCUCUAUUUUCAUAGAAAUCGACUGGCACAUAUUUUUGUGCUUUAGCCAAAACUUUGUAACCUCGUUUAUAUUUAAUUAAACUGCUUUCCUCUUAA